AUGAACUUGAGGGUGCUGGUUGGGACUACGGCACGCCCCUGGGCAACGUGCAUCGACUCGCCGAGCACUGGCGGACAAAGUACAGCUGGGAGGUCCAUUAACAAAUUACCCAACUUCAUCACCAGCAUUUCCGUAGAAGGGUUUGAUCCGGUGGACGUGCACUUAGUCCACAGGAAGAGCUCGGCUAAGCAUGCGAUUCCUCUGGUAUUCGUUCAUGGAUGUGGGCCAGGAAGCUUCCUUGAAGUGACCAAGCUUCUGCCUCUCCUGAGCGAUGCGGAGAAGGACAAUGGGCCCGCAUUCCAUAUAGUUGCUCCGUCCUUGCCUAACUUCGGCUUCUCAUCUGUAGUUAAAAGGCCUGGCUUCGGGAUGAAGCAAUACGCAGAGACAUGCCACAAGCUCAUGCUAGCUUUGGGCUACGAGCAGUACGGUUUCCUCAUUACCCGGGUCAUGGGCCAACCGUAUCCAUCUCAUCUCACAGCUUCCCACAUCAACAUGGUCGUAUCGCCACCACCGUCUUGGAAGUCUCCGUUUUCUUUCGUCACAAUGCUGACCCGCUAUAUGCUCGGGAUGUACAGUGCUGCCGAAAAGGCCGGACUAGAAGCCUUCCAAAAGAACGGAAUGGGCUACUACGCUGUCUACCCCGUUGGGCUCCUCGCGUGGAUGUACGAGAAGCUGCAUGGGUGGACGGACAACUACGACUGCCUGUACUGGUUCAGCACAGCGGGUCCUGCGGCUAGUGUUCGCAUCUACUACGAGUCUCAGAAGGGCGAGUUUCCUGCUUUCGGGAGCAAGUAUGUCCCGGGAGUGAAGCUAGGCCUUGCGUACUUCCCAAAAGAGAUCUGCCGUCUUCCAAAGACCUGGGGAUCUGGUAUGGGCGAAGUGGUGUGUGCCCGGGAGCAUGACCGCGGUGGACACUUUGCGGCGUGGGAGCUGCCCGGAAGCAUAGCUGGUGACUUGAGAAUCAUGUUCGGAAAGGGAGGGGGUGCGUAUGGUGUUGUUGAGGGCGCGUCCGGGUACGACUAG
Messenger RNA from Trematosphaeria pertusa, 1023 nucleotides. Its product is annotated as alpha/beta-hydrolase. The coding region runs from base 1 to 1023 and encodes 340 amino acids. Gene Ontology annotation, molecular function: epoxide hydrolase activity. The transcript is spliced from 6 exons. Gene Ontology annotation, biological process: epoxide metabolic process. The record is from RefSeq and is a predicted model, not a curated record. NCBI's taxonomy places the organism in Eukaryota, Fungi, Ascomycota, Dothideomycetes, Pleosporales, Trematosphaeriaceae.